AUGCUAAGAUCAGAGUUAGAUUUCUUGGGGAAACCCAUAUACCAACCCCUGAUUGAACAAAUUCCGAUAGACUUGGCAGGAGAUAAGCUCUUCACCCACGUCAAAAAUUGGUAUGACGAAUACAACAUAGCAGAAGGCUGUCUCGUCGUCAAUAUUGGCAACAUCAAAAAAAGUAUGAACUUAUUUGCUAACGAAUAUAAAGAAUUCACCACGGAUAAUUUUAAAGGCAUAAAGAAUAAAAAGGAGUUUAAAGGAAUAUUUUACUCCUUCGGUGAAGGAGAGGACUACGAUAACCAUGAUGGGAUGUAUCACAGGAAGGACAGUGACCAUGAGAGUCGUGACGAUGAGGAUCAUAACAAUGAGAAUGAAGACGAUGAGGAACAUAAAGAUGAAAACCAUGAGGAUGAACACAAUCGGGAUGAAGACGACAAAUGUUAUCAGAGAAGGAGUUAUUACCCUUCUGCACCACACGCCAAUGAGGGAAGGCAAGAAUUUGCCUACUACCACCACGAGGAACAAUCCCAAACCUAUUAA
Molecule: messenger RNA, 534 nt
Organism: Plasmodium inui San Antonio 1
Lineage: Eukaryota; Apicomplexa; Aconoidasida; Haemosporida; Plasmodiidae
Exons: 1
Coding region: 1-534 (177 amino acids)
Source: RefSeq, a predicted model, not a curated record